Messenger RNA from Erinaceus europaeus (western European hedgehog), 687 nucleotides. It is a transcript of the gene LRRC70, whose product is annotated as leucine rich repeat containing 70. The transcript has a single exon. Bases 1 to 573 code for a protein of 190 amino acids. The record is from RefSeq and is a predicted model, not a curated record. Lineage: Eukaryota; Metazoa; Chordata; Mammalia; Eulipotyphla; Erinaceidae.
AUGAUGGCCUGGCAGAAAGUAACCACAAAUGAAAAACAUUUGGAAAACACUGAGAACAUUACUUUCUGGGAAAGAAUUCGCACUUCACCUGCCAGUAGAUUUUUUCAAGACAAUGCCUUUGGCAAUCCACUAGAGACUACUGCUGUGUUACCUGUGCAAAUUCAGCUUACUUCUUCUGUUAAUGUGGACAUGGAAAACAACAGUGCUUUACCGUUUGAUGAUGCUUCAGUGUCAGGGAAACCGUCUCUGAUUUGCACACAAGAAGUUGAAAAGUUGAAUGAGGCCUUUGACAUUUUGUUAGCUUUUUUCAUUUUAGCUUGCUUCUUAAUCAUUUUUUUGAUCUACAAACUUGUUCGAUUUAAACAGAAACUAAAGGCAUCAGAAAGCUCAGGGGAAAACAGACUUGAAUAUUACAGCUUUUAUCAGUCAGCAAGGUAUAAUGUAACUGCCUCAAUUUAUAACACUGCCCCAAAUUCUCUAGAAAGCCCUGGUUUGGAACAGAUUCAACUUCAUAAACAAAUUGCUCCUGAAAGUGAAGCACAGGUCAUUCUCUUUGAACACUCUGCUUUAUGAUUCAGCUAAAUAUUGGCUUGAGGAAAACAUCAGUGCUGUGGACACAAAUAAAACUGAAGCCUCCUUAUCGAGUUAUAAACUUUACUUGAAAACAUAAUAUGAGCUUACCAUUAA